Plasmopara halstedii is the source of this 1299-nucleotide messenger RNA. RefSeq names its product FYVE-FINGER-CONTAINING RAB5 EFFECTOR PROTEIN RABENOSYN-5-RELATED. The record is from RefSeq and is a predicted model, not a curated record. NCBI's taxonomy places the organism in Eukaryota, Oomycota, Peronosporomycetes, Peronosporales, Peronosporaceae. The transcript has a single exon. Bases 1 to 1299 code for a protein of 432 amino acids.
AUGGUUGGUGUGCCCGUGCAACCGCCGCGCCAGGCUGCAGAACUGCCCGAGGAGGACCAGCUUAAAUUCAAGGAAAUGGCAAUACAUUUACUGGAUCGCACUUUGCGCGAUCUGGACGAGCAUGACAUGGAAGCGCGGGCACAUGACAAGCAAGACCCACGUUUGUGGAAAAGAAUUCACCAUAAGGAGCACUUUACCACCUACACGCGCUGCGAUAACGCACCCGAGGCCGCUUACAUCGCAGCUGAUGGUGGACGUAGCACCACGUCGCGCCCAUCCAAGGACGUGGUCUUGGGUAUGGGAUACGUACAGUGCUCACUCAGCGAGCUCAUGUACGGUGUUUUUAUGAGUAAUAACCAAGCAAUGGCGCUUAAAACUGCUGUAGUGGACAAAAAUAUCGGCAACGGCGCCGUGCUGCUGCAGCUUUUGGGCCCGACUGAAGAGGAUCCAUUCCGGUUUUUAGCCUUGAAAUGGAUCGAAGUACGCCCUCCGCGCGGGGUAUCUGGUAAGCUGGUGGCACCUAGAGAAGUCAUGUUUCUUGGUGGCACCGGCACGCUCAAACGACGUGACACUGGCGAAUUCAUUGGCUACGAAGUGCAUCACUCAAUUGACCACCCUGCCUUCCCACCUGUUGACGGGCUGCGCCGCACUCGCAUCCUUAUCGGAUCAAUUUACCGCGAGCGACCGAACGGAACAGUCGACUUGUUUAUUAAGAGCUACAGUAUGGAGGCCGAUAUGGGCAGCAUCUUGGGCCCACUGGCUAUGGCUCACGCCGCUAAGUGCAUCGAGCAGGUCUGGACUGUGCCCGAGUUUGCGUACGCUAAAAAACUGCGAUGGUGUAUUGACCAUCGCGUGCACGGCAACAGCGUAAAGGCAUUUCAGGCUAAGCUUGCUAAGCGCUGUGCCACAUGCAAUAGAAGCGUAGCCAAGGUCUGGCUAUCUAGAACCGUGCAAAAGGUAUGUAAUCUAUGCAAGGCGCCGUUGUGCUCCAGCUGUAGUAUCAAGAAAGAACUUUACGAAAUUGACCCACACUUUCGAGCGCGAAAGUUUACAGUGCGAAUUUGCCCUCCUUGUCGCGAGUUUGUCAAAAAGCUUGAUGCCAAGGAGGUCCAACGGCAAGAGAUGCUGCAUCCGCAACGCCCUGAAGCACUUAAUCCAAUGACCCCCAGCACGAUGGAUGUGCUAGCACGCAAUUUUUCAUUGGGCAACAGUUUCGGCGCAGCUUCAGAUGAAAGCUUGUGUCUUCUGGAUUCGCCUCGCUCACGCUCCAACAGCGCAAUGACAGAAUUGCUUCAUUGA